This is a messenger RNA of Protobothrops mucrosquamatus (brown spotted pit viper), 537 nucleotides long. RefSeq names its product peroxisomal targeting signal 1 receptor-like. The coding region runs from base 76 to 537 and encodes 153 amino acids. Gene Ontology annotation, biological process: protein import into peroxisome matrix, docking. The record is from RefSeq and is a predicted model, not a curated record. The transcript is spliced from 6 exons. Gene Ontology annotation, cellular component: cytosol; peroxisomal membrane. NCBI's taxonomy places the organism in Eukaryota, Metazoa, Chordata, Lepidosauria, Squamata, Viperidae.
AUGUUGUAGGAACGAAGCAGACACGGGGACGUGUAGGUGAGGGUUGUGUGGGUGUCACGUUCUCCACCACCUACCAUGGCAAUGAGGGAGUUGGUGGAGCCAGAGUGUGGGGGCUCUAAUCCUCUGAUGAAGCUGGCUAGCCACUUCACACAGGACAAGGGCCUGCAACAGGAAGGACUCCACGGCUCCCUAGCGUGGCCUCCCAUUGGUCCAAUAGCAGAUGUGGUACCCAAACCUCUUGGAAGAGCCACUGAAGAUGAUCUGGUGGCAGAGUUCCUUCAAGAGCAGAAUGGCCCCAUGCUCUCCUGUGGCCCACAAACAUUCAAGAUGGAUGAUCUGUUGGCUGAGAUGCAGGAAAUUGAGCAAUCUAAUUUCCGACAGGCCCCACAGAGAGCUCCAGGGGUGGCAGCGCUGGCACUCUCGGAAAACUGGGCGCAGGACUUCCUUGGUGCAUCUGAUAAUGCAGCUGACGUGUCCGCAGAUUAUGAUGGUGCCGAUUGGUCCCAGGAGUUCAUUGCCGAGGUUACAGGGCCUUAA